AUGGGUCAUCAAAAUUUAUGGUUUUCGCAUCCUCGCAAAUAUGGACCAGGAUCUCGUUCUUGUCGAGUUUGUUCGAAUCAUCACGGAUUAAUAAGAAAGUAUGGGCUUAAUAUGUGUCGACGAUGUUUUAGAGAAUAUGCUUCCGACAUCGGAUUUAAGAAAGUAAGUGCAGGGACUAUUUGA
Messenger RNA from Thelazia callipaeda (thelaziosis nematode), 183 nucleotides. The record is from the annotation of a GenBank genome assembly. NCBI's taxonomy places the organism in Eukaryota, Metazoa, Nematoda, Chromadorea, Rhabditida, Thelaziidae.